AGAACCCUUUUGGUUUGGGAACUCCGAGUUUUGGGUUGGGAUGUAAGUUACGGAGCUGAGUUUGUGCCGAGUGCAGAAGAUGGUUACACCGUUAUUGUAUCAAAGACUAGAAAGAUUAGCCCAACCGAUGAGCCUGUAAUUUCUGAUACAUUCAAGAUUAGUGAACCAGGAAAGGUAGUGCUCACCAUUGAUAACCAAUCCUCCAAGAAGAAGAAGCUUCUCUAUAGGUCCAAGACCAAAUCACUUUCUGAAUAAAAUUCAAGAAUCCAAUGCCAUUUGUGGAGCAUUGCAGAAAUAAGGAACAGGGUCUUUUGUUUUUUGUUUAAAUUUAAAUUUUUGUUCUAUAAAGUAUGGGGAAAUUUAUUUAUAUUUUUUAUUGGGGGGUUUUUGUUAUUUGGUGUUUGGAUUGGAUGCAAAUCACUGGUAAAGAAUGCACUGGACAAGACACAUCUGAGGUUGUGUUGUGGGAGGUUACAAUGUUUGUGUCUCCAUUGUGGACAGUAACUCUGUUAUGAUUCUUACUUUUACCUGUAAAAUUUGUGUAAAUGUGAUGGUGUAAAACUUCUCUUCUAUUACCAUUUGUUACAGAUUAAUUUUGUUUUGCUCUUUGUACAA
Molecule: messenger RNA, 615 nt
Organism: Jatropha curcas
Lineage: Eukaryota; Viridiplantae; Streptophyta; Magnoliopsida; Malpighiales; Euphorbiaceae
Source: RefSeq, a predicted model, not a curated record